Molecule: messenger RNA, 2548 nt
Organism: Jatropha curcas
Lineage: Eukaryota; Viridiplantae; Streptophyta; Magnoliopsida; Malpighiales; Euphorbiaceae
Source: RefSeq, a predicted model, not a curated record
AAAAAAAAACAAAAAAAAAAAAAAAAAAAAAAAAAAAAAAAAAAAAGAAAAACCGCUAGUUCCUCUCUCUUCUCUUCCAAAUUCACUUCCGGUGGCUGGAUUUCUUUCUACGGUCAGUAGCUAGAAAACAUUCAUCAGUCGCUAAAAGAUUAUAUAACUUGCUUGGAAGAGGAAAGGAAAGCUAUUCUUGGUUUUGCCUGAUGAAAAUUGAAGAAUAAAAGGAAGUGUCCUGAGUGAGAUGCUGAGGUUUUUGUGACUUUUUUAAUUAGAUUUUACUUCUGGUUACAUCAGCAAGAGAUGGCAUCAUGUACGUUGGACAUCAUAUCAUGUAAGGAUAAGAAGAAGAGAAAGAACAGAAGUGAGGUACAUGAUCCAUUGAAUAAGGUUAAUGUUAUAAUUCAUGAUUCUACUAGUAAAUCGUAUUUAGUGAGAAAUGCAUCCUUAGAAAGAUAUACAAGUUUAGAUCCUCCAAUCAACAAUAUUCUAGAGUCAGAUGUUUUGGACUCGCAAUGUAAUUUGGAGUCAAAUUGUUCACAAACAAACAAAAAGAAAAAUAAGAAGAGAAAGAAAAAGUCAAAAAUUAAGCAGGAUUCCCAGAUAGACUGUCAGGAGGACCCUUCUCCAAUAAAGAAUGAUUCUACUGGAAAAAGUUCAUCUCAUGAAUCUAUAGUUGAUACUAAUACAAGGGAAGAUGUUAUUGAUAUUAAUACUGAUCUGGAGACAGUCCUACCUUCAGAAUUGAGCCAGUCACAUAGGAAGCGAAAAAGAAAGAAGCGGAAGCUUAAUGGCACUGUCAUUAAUGAUAAAUCUCAGAGUCUUGUCGUAGAGGAAGAGCGAAGUGAUUCCCCUAGAAGUCCAAAUACAAGUAUGUUGAAUAAAUUGGACAACAAUGAUGAGGCUGGCACUGGUUUGGUAGACUAUGAAAUGAAGGCACAACUGGAAAUUGAUUGCGUGAAAAGAAGGGUGUCUCCUGAGACUCGAGAAAAUGUGGAAUCGGUCAAGGUGGCUACACAAACUUCAUCAGAUUUAAAUGAAGUGCAUUCAUUUGAACUUUCAGAGAACAGGUUAGAAAGAAUACAGGCUGGGGAGCCCGCUGCUUCAGUUACUGUUUUGGAAAAUGCUUUGACAGAGAAGACUUCCUCUUACUGUUCAAGUGGUGACUUUUUGUUACUAGAAAGCAAAAAUAUAAUUGAAGCAAAGAGGGAUUCUGAUAUAGAUGUUCCUAUUAAGGAGGAAAAUCUUUCAAAAGCAUCAGCCUCUUCAAUAAAAGGACCCCAAGCUGGAUGUGCUGAUAAAAAACUUCUCAUCCUUGAUGUUAAUGGACUUCUAGCUGAUAUUGUUCCAUAUUGUUAUGAUUCAUACAAGGCUGACAUCAUAAUAUCCGGGAAAUCAGUUUUCAAAAGGCCCUUCUGCGAUGAUUUUCUGCAGUUUUGCUUUGAGAAAUUCAAUGUUGGUGUUUGGUCAUCAAGAACCAAGAAAAACGUGCGCAUGGUGGUUGAUUUUCUCUUGGGAGAUUCUAGACAUAAGUUGCUUUUUUGUUGGGAUCAAUCUCAUUGUACUGAUACAGGAUUCAACACUCUUGAGAAUUCACACAAACCUCUGGUUUUGAAAGAAUUAAAGAAAUUAUGGGAUAAACUUGAGCCUGAUCUUCCAUGGAAUAAGGGAGUCUAUGAUCAAUCUAAUACAUUAUUGUUAGAUGAUUCACCAUACAAAGCUUUGAGCAAUCCAGCCAACACAGCUAUAUUUCCCUAUUCAUACAAGUACAAGAAUUCCAAAGAUUCCUCAUUAGGACCUGGAGGUAACCUUCGAUUAUAUCUCGAAAAAUUAGCAGAGGCUCAAAAUGUUCAAGAAUUUGUUGCACAAAAUCCUUUUGGUCAACCAGCCAUUACAGAGGCAAACCCCUUUUGGGGUUUCUAUCAGAAAAUUUUAAGUGGUACUUCAAGCAAAAAACAAGAUGUUGCAAGUAUUUCUGGCAUGGAGCAGCAGCAAUUGACUUGAGACUUCGAAUGAUCCGUGAAAUGCUCACCUACAUAAUUGUUUCCUUUUUUUUUUUUUUGACCUAAUAUAGUUCAAGCUGCUGCUCCUAAGUACCAUAUUGAUUUUGCAGAAUGCUGGUGCUUCCUAUAUUUAGUUGGUUCAGCUGCAUGGAAAGCCUCCUUAGCUUGCUUAUUUUAACGCUACUGUAGUCCAGGUUCUCUUCAACCUUGACGUGAGCCACAUUUUUGUUCCUGUCUCUGUCCCACAGAAAUUAAAUUAUUUAAACUGUCAAGCGGACAGUUUUAUAUGGAGAUUGGUUUUAUUAUUACUAGUCUCAAAGUGUUAGAAUUAGAAUAACAGUCUUGAACAUAUCACUUCUGUAACUUAUUUCUGUUAUUUCUUUACUUUUUUUUGCCGAUACAAAAAUUGCGGUUGGUGCGGUGAAAGAAUUAGUUAAUCUUUUGAUUAAUUGCUCAAAGCUUAAAGCCAGUUUGCUAUGGAUGAUAGAGAGAAGAUACUACAUGAACUCUUGAGGCACUUUAUGAUUUAAAUAAAGUCUGCAAAUUUUAUU